CUCGCGUCGAGGCUAGGCUCACUGUCAAUUCGAGAGCUGCGAGGAGUACGCUCGCGUUUAUUACGUAGUGUUUAUAGUGAAGUGUGCGAUCAGUGAAAAAUUUCGAAUGCCGUGAAGUGAAAAAAAAUUGUGUCAACUUGUGAAAAGUGCAACUUAUGUGAUCAACAUGUUAUCGUUUGUGUAUUAUUAAGUGAUUUAUCAAAAUGUGCAAGGCACCGUGGUGUGCAAAAUUGAUUUUUGCCACGUAGUGACGCGAACGGGUAAUGAUUCCUAAUGUGGAGUUUGAAGCAAGAUGGUUAGAGAGACUCGGCACCUGUGGGUUGGAAAUUUACCCGAUAACAUACGCGAAGAUCGAAUAAGAGAACACUUUAAACGCUAUGGCCGAGUCCAGAAUGUCAAGUUAUUGGGUCGAAUGGAGAACGCAAGCACGGGUGCCGGUGGGGGUUCUAAUAGCGGUGUUUGUGCCACUGUUGCCUUUAUGGACAUUAAGUCCGCUUCAAAGGCUCAUAACAUCGAACACGUCCUCGACGAACGAACUCUUACCACUGAAUAUUACGAACCGGCUGCGAUACCAUCUGCUGCGGGCGCUCCGUCGGCCGGCUCCUCACCUGCCGGCUCUGGCUACUCAGGUUCUUCAUCCUCCGUGAAUUCUACAUCGGCGCCUGCUUCCACAACGCGGUAUCAUCUCUCAGGUGAAGAAAACGCGAAUAAUACGUGUGCAAUGGCUGCAUCCGCGGCAGCUCCUGCCACAUGGCGGGGGACCAACGACAGUGCGACGGAGUUCUGUCGGCGAGGGAAUACGCCCGCCACGUAUGGCAGGUACCACCAGCGAACCAAUGCACCAUAUGCCACGCCACCUUCCAACACUGAAAGAACUACACCUCUUCAUCGGUGGUAUGGUAGCGGCGAGCGGACGGGAGGCGCGACCGGCGGCGAAAGCACGCCGAGCACGCCCGGUGGUGGUACAGAGCGGCGGCGGCGGCAGUCGGGCUCCGGGUCGUCGCGCUCGGAGUCCAGCUCGCCUGAGCCCAGUGACACGUCGCGAGCGUCCACCCCCGCCGCGCCACCACCCGCCAACCAGCAGCAUCCGCACCCUCAUCACGCCAACCACAGGACCCCUUCGACGCACCCGCACCAGUGGGGAGCAUCAACAGCAAAUGGAAGACCUCUUGCAAUCUGUGUUAGAAAUUUACCUACAAGGUCGACCGAUAGUUCCCUGAAAGAUGGUCUCUACCAUGAAUACAAAAAGCACGGAAAAGUUGUUUGGGUAAAAGUUGUUGGUCAAAAUGCGGAUCGGUAUGCGGUGGUCCGCUUUAAAAAACCGUCCGAUGUAGAAAAGGCUCUAGAAGUGUCACAGGAUAAACUUUUUUUUGGUUGCAAGAUCUCUGUGGCUCCUCACCAAAGUUGCGAUGAUGACGCCGAGUCGGCGAAACCCUAUGAGACUGAUAUUGAUGAAUACCACCCCAAGGCGACUCGGACGUUAUUUAUCGGGAAUUUGGAGAAGGAUGUAACACAGCAACAACUGCGGGAUAAGUUCAAGCAUUUCGGUCGAAUAAUAGAAAUUGACAUCAAGAAGGGCAGUGGUGGAGGCGCGGGCUACGCUUUCUGUCAGUAUGCGUCCAUAUCCAGCGUGGUGGAAGCGAUCCGAGCAAUGGAUGGCGAAUAUGUGGGCAGUUCAAGAGUAAAACUCGGUUUUGGAAAGCCUGUCGCCACCACUUGUGUUUGGGUCGACGGUCUCACGGAACACACGGAAAAACAGGUGCUGGCGGCGAUAUCGCGGUGCGGCGCGGCGACGUCCGUGUGCGUGGACCGCGCGGCGGGCGCGGCGCUGGUGCACUUCGAGCAGGCGGCCGCGGCCGGCGCCGCCGUGCGCGAGCUGCGCCGCCUCGCCGCGCACCUCUCGGCCGCCGAGCCCGACCAGCCGCGUCUUUGCGUCGACUACGCCUCCAGGGAAUGUCAGGAUGCAUUCUACGAGCAGUUGGAGAAACACGGUGGAUCUUCGACUCUUUCGAGUUCUGAGCGGUUGAAUGCUGACCUAACAGGCCGCUACCUUCCGACUGCAAGGCAUGAACAAUUGAGAUAUGAGACCGGUACGUCACGAUCUCGUGCACCAAGUUUUGGACGAGGUUCGUCCAGAACACCCAGAUAUACACACGAUCAUUACGAUCCAACCGACUAUGCGGCCGAUCGCAGAUACAGGGUAUAUGAAGAAUUGGGGUCUAGUCCACCAACGGACGAGGCCCCCUAUGAUGAUCGGCUGCAAUCUGUUGUCGUGUCACCGCAUCGCGCUCAUAGACAUCGACAUGACUCCAGCCCUGAAGAUAGAAAACAUUCUAAAUGGAAGCUUGUUUUCGGUACAGUUUUCGAAUAA
Zerene cesonia (dogface butterfly) is the source of this 2371-nucleotide messenger RNA. It is a transcript of the gene spen, whose product is annotated as msx2-interacting protein-like. The coding region runs from base 293 to 2371 and encodes 692 amino acids. The record is from RefSeq and is a predicted model, not a curated record. Gene Ontology annotation, molecular function: RNA binding. Lineage: Eukaryota; Metazoa; Arthropoda; Insecta; Lepidoptera; Pieridae. The transcript has 11 exons.